Pieris rapae (cabbage white) is the source of this 3526-nucleotide messenger RNA. RefSeq names its product nicotinamide/nicotinic acid mononucleotide adenylyltransferase 3 (gene Nmnat). Gene Ontology annotation, molecular function: nicotinate-nucleotide adenylyltransferase activity; nicotinamide-nucleotide adenylyltransferase activity. The transcript is spliced from 7 exons. Gene Ontology annotation, biological process: NAD+ biosynthetic process. The record is from RefSeq and is a predicted model, not a curated record. Lineage: Eukaryota; Metazoa; Arthropoda; Insecta; Lepidoptera; Pieridae. Bases 252 to 1610 code for a protein of 452 amino acids.
GUAUACUAAGAAAAAAAAACCGCGUAAAAAUAGCUGCGGAGGAUAUCGGGUAAUGCGUAAAAAGAUCAUAACUUUUUAUAGGUGUCUCUGAUGAUAUUUGAAUCUGUGGAAACAUCACAAAAUCCUAAAAAUCUGUGGUAUAAAUAAUAUAGAAAUUUGAAUGGUGUUGUGUUUUGAAUUUGAACUUUUGACCUUUUUAGCUAAUUAUUAUUUAUUUUAAAUCUAAGCUAUUAUAUCAAUUUAAAGUUAAAAUGUCUCAAGGUAAAAUUGUUUUGAUGGCUUGUGGAAGCUUUAGUCCGCCGACGUACAUGCAUUUACGAAUGUUUGAAAUCGCAAAAGACUAUAUACAUUCCCUUGGUCUUGGUGUAAUAGUUGGAGGUAUAGUAUCACCAGUACAUGAUGCAUAUGGAAAAAAAGAUUUAGUUGCUGCAAAUCAUAGGAUAGCAAUGCUCAAGUUAGCAUUACGGUCGUCUGGCUGGAUUAAAGUGUCAGAGUGGGAGACUCAGCAGACUGGCUGGACAAGAACAAGAGCAUCUAUGCAAUACCAUCAAAACAUAAUAAAUACGGCAAAUCACACGGAUCCUCCGUCAUGGUUACCAGACGACAUCCUCAACGUUAACAUCGAAGACCAAAACUCGAAUCACAUAAAUGGUAACAAUGAAGACGUAACAGUUAAGUUGUUAUGCGGCGCCGAUCUAUUAGAGUCCUUUGCCACUCCAGGGUUGUGGUCUGAUGAUGACUUAGAAGCGAUUUUGGGUCGUCAUGGCAUAGUGGUUGUGUCUCGGGCCGGCAGCGACCCUGGCAGGUUCAUAUACGAGUCAGACAUGCUUUAUAAAUAUAGAAAAAACGUAAUACUGGUAACAAAUUAUAUAGUGAACGAAGUAAGCUCGACGGUUCUCAGGCGGCUUUUGCGCAGGAACGAAAGCGCUAAAUACUUGACAGAUGACAACGUCAUCUCUUACGUACGACAGAAUCAACUUUAUGGGAGUAAGGCCAAUGUCACUGAGUAUAACACAGAUAUUAUGUAUGAUAAGUCCCCGCAAGAUGUCGUUAUGGCGUCGCCAGAGGAGACUAGCUUCAAAAACAUUCUCAUCUCAAUCAGAGACAAGCCUUCAAUAAUCGACGAAACUAUAACUGUCAAACGGUCCAAAAAGUCCAUUCUAUCCCACACGGACACUGUGACGCCCAUAAACAACCUAAAACCAAAGAUGGCGUACAUUGACAAGGUGUCACCAACCUACGUACCUGGGAAAGCUGUCAAAAUCGUCAGUGACGUCACUCAACAUACCAUAGACAAGGUAGGUGUUGAAACUCAUUCGCUUGACAGUUUUUUGGACAACUACGAUUUGAGCAAGCGUAGGUUGAGCGAAGGAAAUGUUGAGAAGAAAAUACCCAAAAAGAGAUGUUCUUCUUCGACUAUAAGGAAACUAAAACCCGAUGAGAUGAAAAAAAGUAAGUCUGAAGUGAGUAAGUUGUGUGAUAAAGUCAAAAGUAUUAAACUUAAAGAUGAGAGUAGAAAUUAUAAAACCCGCAGUUGUAACGAUAUAGUUAAACUCAUUCUGACCAAACACGGUAUCCAUGUGAUUAGCGACACUGAAGCGAUUGUCUAAUGUUUUUUAAUUAUUUAAAUAAGGGCUGAUUUUUCGAAUUUCUCAAGUUUAAUGUGGUAAUUUAGUUUUGUCAUACGUUAUCCUAUUUCUUCUAUAAACGUUUUGUGUAGUCAGGCUGACAAAGUUAUUUACGAAUUUGUAAUGAAUUUAGCACAAAACAAGUCAAUAAUUUACUAAAUAAUAUAUUGUAAAUUUUAUAGGCGUUUAUAAAGACUUAUAAAUCUUACACCCGCACUUAUUGUAUCAAUAUUAUAAUAUAUUUAGAAUAUCGUAUAAUUUUUACGCACAUUUUUUAGUUUAAAAAGACAGAUGCUCAAAUUUGUACUUCCUUUAGAGUAAUUACUAUCUUAGACUUAUUGAAUUAUAUAAUGUCUUUCUAUCUAUGUGUAUAAACCUUUACGACUUAUAGUAUAUAAGAGGUUUUAUUUUUAUCAUAAAAAUUAUUUAAAAAUAUCUGUGAAAUAUAAUACAAAUCUAUAUUGAUUGUUGAAAAUGAUGUAAUCUCGAGAAAUUACGUUUCAUUAUUUAAAAUGUAUGCAUAUUCCAUUGCACAUACAUAAAUGUAUGUCAAAAGCUCGCAGGGGUUUACAUUACAAUUCUUAAACUUAGUAUAAAUUGUUACAUUUUAAAUGUUUAUUAUAUGUAAAUAGGGUCGAAUUAAUUGAUGUUGAAAUAUUUUAUGAUUCUUGAAAAAUAAUUAAAAUUCGGCCGUUUCUGUAUUUGUGUCAAAUUAUACUGUGAUAGUCGUAAACGUAGUGUCAAAUAUUGUGUAUCUUUUUUUUUGUUGUUUAAAUAUGACCUAUAAUAAAUAAUUUUGUACCGACAAUCCCUAAAUAAUAUAACCUUAUCUUUUUCUUACACGAUUUAUCAUAAAUUUUCAUGUAAAAGAGUCUUCUUUGCCGAUGAAUAGGAAUUUUGUGACAAAUUUAAUAACGUGGAAUACCUGUAUUCCAAAAUAAACACAUUUUAUCUUAUUUUUAUUUUAUCACAGCUUGAUCAUUUGUUAAUUUUUAACUAAUUCGCGUAGUUAAAUUAUCGAAUUGGAUGAAAAAAUUAUGAAUUGCACAAGUAUUUUUGUUAUAAUUUUUUUCGUAUAAAUGUAUAAUUAAACGUAGUAGAAAAUGUAAUACGACAUGUAAUGUAGGAAUGAAAAACAACUCGACUCGUAUGGAGAUGCUGUUAAUCCUAUCUUCCCACACACCCGUGUGUUUGUAGUUUUAACAGUGAUAACUUCGGUGGCUAUGAUAUUUUCGUAAUGUUAAGUUUUGAUGUCUUCUAAGUAAAGCUUCUAUGGAAAAUUAUUUAAUAAAUAUUUACUGUGACAGUGAACUUUUAUUGUAGUCCCCCUAGUUUUUGUAUUCUGUCGAGGCUUUACGUUUCUCCUAUACGGCAUGUAUUUCGUUUGUAUUUUGUUAGCUCUUUGAAUCUAGCUCCUUUUAGUAAUGUCUAUAGUUAUAGUAUUUUUGUUUAUAACCUAAUUAUAAUAUAAAUAGACCCUUGUAAAAUUUAUCAGUUUGAUGUGUCGCUCUAAUAUUUAUGUUUUAACAUAAAUGAGCACGUAGUUUGUUUUUGGCUUCAGGCGAAUAGUUUCGUAUGUUUUUAAAUGUUUGUAUUUUUUAAAAUCAGGAUACGACCGAUACGUAUGUAUAAUCAGAAGAUAUUACUAUUUCGUUUUAUCUCGGUGAAGAGUUAGUUAAUGUUAAUAUUUAAUACAUUCUUGAGACAUUAAGAUCACACAUUUAUAACAAAAUCUGUUCAGUGUUUUAUAGGUAAAAGUGAUGGAAGGUAAAAACUUAGUUUUCCUUACUGUUGUAGCGUCUGUGUCAGUAAUAGAUGUUUUUGUAUUAGAUAUGUAGAUUUCGAUUUAUUUUCACGUAAUGCAUAUUUAUCAUUUUUGUAUAUGUUAGUUUGUUCUA